AAUCCGGAGCUGGCCUGGAGGGGUUUUGGGGGCUUCCUCCUCUCCAGGUGCGCAUGCGUGAAACUGUGCCAAGGCAGUUAGUGGAUCGGUUGAAGUCCCUGUGAGGCCAAAGGUUCUUUGGUCCCUGGGACUGUCAACUGCCAGCUUCUUCCAGCAGGCAGGACGGUGACUUCGGCGGCUCUUUUCGACUCUGGCACCAGGCCCUGGAUAACAACUGUGCUCACAAGUAUCACCUGGGUCACGGGCAGUUGGGGAAGUGAGUGCGCAGAACUGGAAUCACGCUUGAGGGGGCCCACGCUGAAUGCACAGAUUCAGCUUGCUGGCAGUUGGCGGCUUCCAGCUCUGCUCUUCGCGGACUCUGCCCUGGAAUCCAGUUUCUCAGGAUGCUGAAUUUUGGAUUUAUGUCUGAAGUUUCUGGAACUCUUCUCCUUAGUAUCAUAUAAACUGAUGCAGAGCAUAAUGUGUAUAGUAAAUAAGUGUAUAGUCCAAGCUUGAGAAGUACUGCAAUCCCUUAGCAGGACAAAUCUGAACUAUAGUGGGCAUUUGGUUUAGGAAGAUGGAGCCUCUGAACAAGUUCGUCACUGUCUCAGAACCUCAAAACCUGGCUCUGUGUGAACAGAGUGAGGUCUUAAGAGCAGAUAUGUCUUGGCAGCAGGAGAGCCUCCCUGUUAUAGACUUACAUGACUCUGAAGUGUCUCGCCAGAAGUUCAGACAUUUCCAGUAUUUCGAAGCCUCUGGGCCCCAUGAAGCCCUGAACCAACUCUGGAAGCUCUGUCUUCAAUGGCUGAGACCUGAAAUUCACACAAAGGAACAGAUCUUGGAACUGGUAGUGCUGGAACAGUUCCUGGCAAUCCUCCCUGAAGAACUCAGGACUUGGGUAAAUUUACACCAUCUGAAGGAUAGCAAAGAUGUGGUGACCUUCAUAGAGGAUGUCAUUGAAAUGCUCAAAAACAAGGGUAUACCUUUCAAAGACUCUUCCCCUCAGAAGAGCGACACCAAGGAGGAGAACAGGAAAGCUGACUCACUAAUAGGCAAGCCUCAAGAACCAGUAACAUUCAGAGAUGUGAUUGUGGAAUUCAGUGAGGAAGAGUGGGGACAACUGGACUCUGCUGAAAAGAACCUGUACAGGAAUGUGAUGCUGGAGAAUUACAGGAACCUGAGUUCACUGCAUAAAGUUGAGAUCCCUGACUUGCAGAGUGAGAAAAAAAGAUGGAUAAUGGAAGGAGAAAUCCCAAGAAGGACCAUUGUGGACAUGGACACUAUUUCACAAAACCAAGAUUCAAUUCUAAAGCAAAAUGUUUCUUUAGAAGAAUCAUCUCAUGGGAUAAAUAUGACAGUGACUGCCAAAAAUGUACAUCCUUCCUUAUGCAAAUGGAGAGAUAAGGAUCAGUUUCAUAGGAACCAGGAAAAGCAAGACAAAAAUUUGCCACAAGAAGAUUUUGUUCAUAUGACAGUCUACAGUGAGGAAGGGGACUCUGAAUAUAAUGACAAUAAGAAAAGCUUUAUGUCAGUUAACUCUGUUUGGGAUAUACAACCAGAAACAUCAACAGAAAUGAGGUUCCCAAAUGGCCAUAAGUUUACAACUAAUUUCAAGUUUAAUUCAGAUUCUGUGAAUAAGCCACAUUCAGAAUAUAAUGAAUGUGAAAAUGCCUUGGGCAUUAAUACACAUAUUAUUCAGUCCAACAAAAGGCAUAUUACAGUGAAAUCCUAUGAGUGUUAUCAAUGUGGGAAAGCCUUUAGCCGAAGUUCAUCCCUCAUUAGACAUCAGAUCAUUCACACUGGAGAGAAACCCUAUAGAUGCAAUGAAUGUGGGAGAUUCUUUAACCGACACACAAGCCUUACAAAACAUCAAAAAAUUCAUAUGCGAGCAAAGGCCUCUGAAGAAAAUACAUCUGGAAUAGCCUUCUGUAAGAGUGAAAACAGACUCCAUUCUGGAGAUAAUCUCUAUCAAUGUGUUGACUGUGGAAAAUCGUUCAACCGUAGUUCCUCCCUUAUACGACAUCAAAUGAUUCAUACGGGAGAGAGACCAUUCAUAUGUAAGGACUGCAAGAAAACUUUCAACCACCGUUCAAACCUUCUUAAACAUCAAAAACGUCAUACUCAAGUAAAUACUGGAAAGGAAGAAACAUUGGAUUACUGUCAGUAAGAUCAAGACUCAUUUGUCAUCAUGGAUAUUAGAGAGAAUCUACUGAAUAUAAUAAAUUUACAGAACCAUUUGUCAAAAGUAUUCCUAAAGUAAUGUAACAAAAUACUGGAGAGAAAUUAAGAGUUCUUCUAGACUCUCAAAUGAAGCUGCAAGGGCUUGUACUUUAAAAUACUAUCACCAUACAAAUCUUUGUCUCUCAUUUUGGUAUGUUAUCUUCACCUUUCUCUGGUUCAUAAAUACUAUUGUUUCUUACAUUCACCGGAUUUAUUGAUUAAAUAAUAUUAGAAAGCAUCCAAGAAAUAUGCUUGGAGUUGACAUUUAAUUAACUGUGGUCUUUAUGAGAAGGUCACAAUAAAGCAGAAGUGCAUGACAAAUAUAACAUAGGAGAACACCCGUAAGGACUGAAGUCUCUAAAUUAACGGCCAAGACCAGUGACUGCCAGUUAUUCCCCUUUAUUCUACCCCUAAUAAUAUGUUUAACAUUAGUAUGCUUUGAAUUGAGGGAGUUAACAACUGUGAUGGGAAGUUGAGUUGUUCAUUUGUAUGUAUUUUUGAAAUCUGCAUUUUUAAAAAAUAUUUUUUGAGAUCCACGCUAUAGAGAAAUCUAUAGCCUGAGGUGAACUUUGUAUUUAUUCCAGAUUUCAUGAGGUCAAUAAAGUAUCCUCAUACUCUGUGUACCAAAACUGUGUCUGCUGCAAGC
Molecule: messenger RNA, 2845 nt
Organism: Cavia porcellus (domestic guinea pig)
Lineage: Eukaryota; Metazoa; Chordata; Mammalia; Rodentia; Caviidae
Product: zinc finger protein 215-like
Exons: 6
Coding region: 557-2146 (529 amino acids)
Biological process (GO): regulation of DNA-templated transcription
Source: RefSeq, a predicted model, not a curated record